Knipowitschia caucasica is the source of this 330-nucleotide messenger RNA. Lineage: Eukaryota; Metazoa; Chordata; Actinopteri; Gobiiformes; Gobiidae. The record is from the annotation of a GenBank genome assembly.
AUGGAUUGGUGUGGGGGGGAUAAGGGUUGUGGGUUUUUGUUGGUGGGGGUUGCUGUGGAGUGGUUGGUUGGUGGGGUAUGUUGGGUAUGUUUUGUGUUGUGGUGUGUGUUGUUGGUGUAUGGGGGGUUUGUGGGGGUGUGGUGGGGUUGGUGGGGGGAGGUGGUAGGGGUUGGGGGAGUUGGGGUUGGUGGGGGGGGGGUGGGGUUGGGUGGGUUGGGUUUGGGUAGGGGUGGGGAUGGAGUGGGGGUGGUGGGUGGGGGUCUUGGUGGGGUUGGUGUGGGGGGGUUGGUUUGGGGGGUGUGGGGAGUUUGGGGGGGUUGGGGGUUUUAG